Messenger RNA from Rattus norvegicus (Norway rat), 1928 nucleotides. It is a transcript of the gene Tmem59l, whose product is annotated as transmembrane protein 59-like. Lineage: Eukaryota; Metazoa; Chordata; Mammalia; Rodentia; Muridae. The record is from RefSeq and is a predicted model, not a curated record. Gene Ontology annotation, cellular component: Golgi membrane.
AUUCUUACCUCCCCACCCCCACUAUCUUCCUACCUCCCCCUCCAUCCUUUCAGGCCGUCAAUCUCUUCAUCCUCUUGGUUUCCUUCUCUCUCUCCUCUUUCAUCACCCUGUCCAUAUUCCUCUUCCUUGCUCUGCCUCCUCCCUUUUUUUAAUUCCUUAACUAAGGAUCCUGGAUGUUCCUGGCCCCAGUUGCUCUUGGCCUCCAUCCCUGAGUGGCCUGAGAUAGGCCUGUCACCCUAUCUAGUCAGGUCCUCUUAGGCAUCCCCGGCCCGCUGAUUCAAAUACGGGCAGGGGUGCCGGGCCAUAAGCAUCAAGACGAUGUGGUGUCCCUGACCCAGGUAGAGAUUCACCUGCCCGCCCCGCUCGCCGCAGCCCCCUCCCCCUUCCCAGGCUGCCUCGCUCAGUGACGUCAACACCCGGUCCCGCAGCCUGACACCCGCACCCGGAUCCCGCGCUGCGCACGCUCAGCCAUGGCUGCGGUAGCGUUGCCGCUGUUGUUGUUGUUGGCGUCACCGGCCACCCCAACCCCAGCGCGCGACCCCUUCUCUCCGCAGCUCGGGGACACUCAGAGGUGCCAGCAGCGGUGUCGGCAGCGUCACCCUGGCUUGCCCCCUGCGCAGGAAGUGAUUAAUUGGUACCCAGGAAGGGAUGAAUUGGCACCUGGGGUGAACACUCCUGAGCCAGAGGGCCCCUCUGAGUCCCCGAAUAACAAGGCCGUCCUGAUCAACGCUUGUGAGCGGGGCUGUCGGCUUUUCUCCAUCUGCCGCUUCGUGGCCAGGAGCUCUAGGCCCAAUGCCACAGAGACAGAAUGUGAAGCAGCCUGCACCGAGGCUUACGUGAAGGCAAAGGAGCAGCAGGCCUGCAGUGAAGGGUGUUGGGGCCAGAUCCCUGAACCUGAGACCCAGCUGGAGCAGAAGGAAUUGGCUUUGGACCCACCUAGUGGGAGCCUCUCCCUGCGGCACCUGUUCACCAUGCUCUGCAGUGACCUUAUGAGUUCUGCCCAAGAUUUAAUAUCCUCCACCUGGACAUACUCCCUUCAGACAGACAACCGGAAGGUGGUGGUGUUCCAGACCCAGCCUGUGGUUGAGAACUUUGCAUUCCAAGGGAGCCGUCUGCAGCGGGUGGAGGUGACCUGGAGGGGGUCCCACCCCAAGGCCCUAGAGGUGCACAUGGACCCUAUGAGCCCCUUGGAGAAAGUGAGGAGGGCGAAGCCCCACCUGAAGACCAGCAAAGCCAAGGUGGAGUCUGAGGACCAACAGGAGAGUGACUUCCUCAGUUGCAUGUCCAGGCGUUCCGGGCUACCUCGAUGGGUCCUGUUCUGUUGCCUCUUCCUCUCCGUCCUGAUCAUCCUGUGGCUGAGUUGCUGCACUCUGGUCACCACACCAGGCCAGCACCUCAAGUUCCAGCCUCUAACUGCAGAACAGCACAAAGGCCUCCUGGUGGAGUCAAACUGGCCCUUGUACCCACCCCUGCCACCUGCUUAUGAGGACAGCCCCCCGCCUUACAAGUUGAAGCUUGAUUUGACCACGCUGUAAUCUCGCCUUUUUCCAAGUACAAGGGCCUCGCCACAUUCACUUACUCUGUACCCUAAAGUCCAAGGUCAGGGUGGAGUCUUACCUCCCUCUCUUGCUAGCACAUCCCUCGGUUCCCUUGAGACAAACGAACCUAAGUGGCAGGGAGAAGGGGAUCUGGCCUCCCCGCCCCGUCUUGCUUUCCCAGGGCUGGUUCACAUGUUCUAACUAUGGAACUUCAUCCAUGUUGCUUUCUUUUUCUUCCUCUGUGUCCUCACUGUGGGCCUGAGGUCUUAGGGGUUCCCCUCUGCUAAGGUUCUUUCUCUUUAUCUCUGGAAACCCAAGGCAGAUGGUGGGAACUCCAUCCCAAGAAGGGGAUAAGGAGACAUGAACCUUUAAAUAAAGUGAAUAAAGAUA